Molecule: messenger RNA, 4244 nt
Organism: Budorcas taxicolor (takin)
Lineage: Eukaryota; Metazoa; Chordata; Mammalia; Artiodactyla; Bovidae
Gene: PPP1R13B
Product: protein phosphatase 1 regulatory subunit 13B
Exons: 17
Coding region: 77-3331 (1084 amino acids)
Biological process (GO): regulation of apoptotic process; apoptotic process; negative regulation of cell cycle
Cellular component (GO): nucleus
Molecular function (GO): transcription factor binding; p53 binding
Source: RefSeq, a predicted model, not a curated record
GCGACCGGAGCGGCGGGCACGGCGCGGCGCCGAGCGUCCUGUCAGGCGGCCGAGGGCGCCGCGGACCCGCGCCGCGAUGAUGCCGAUGAUAUUAACCGUGUUCUUGAGCAACAAUGAACAGAUUUUAACAGAGGUUCCUAUAACACCAGAAACAACAUGUCGUGAUGUUGUCGAAUUUUGCAAAGAACCUGGAGAAGGCAGUUGCCAUUUAGCUGAAGUGUGGAGGGGAAAUGAGCGUCCCAUACCCUUUGAUUAUAUGAUGUAUGAACAUCUUCAGAAGUGGGGGCCACGAAGGGAAGAAGUGAAAUUUUUCCUUCGACAUGAAGAUUCCCCAGCAGAGAGCAGUGAACAAGGUGGCCGUCAGACCCAGGAGCAAAGAACUCAGAGAAAUGUAACAAAUGUACCUGGAGAAAAACGCACUGAAAAUGGGGUUGGGAAUCCACGUGUUGAACUUACCCUCUCAGAACUGCAAGAUAUGGCAGCUCGGCAGCAACAGCAGAUUGAAAACCAGCAGCAGAUGUUGGUGGCCAAGGAACAGCGUUUACAUUUCCUGAAGCAGCAGGAGCGCCGUCAGCAGCAGUCUGUUUCUGAAAAUGAAAAGCUUCAGAAACUGAAAGAGCGAGUUGAAGCCCAGGAAAAUAAGCUGAAGAAGAUCCGUGCCAUGAGGGGACAAGUGGACUACAGCAAGAUCAUGAAUGGCAAUCUGUCUGCUGAAAUAGAAAGGUUCAGUGCCAUGUUCCAGGAAAAGAAGCAGGAGGUACAGACUGCGAUUUUAAGAGUUGAUCAACUCAGUCAACAAUUGGAAGAUUUAAAGAAGGGAAAACUGAACGGGUUCCAGCCUUACAAUGGCAAGCUGACUGGACCGGCAGCAGUGGAGCUAAAAAGACUGUACCAGGAGCUCCAGAUUCGUAACCAGCUCAACCAGGAGCAGAACUCAAAGCUGCAGCAGCAGAAGGAACUCCUGAACAAGCGCAACAUGGAGGUGGCCAUGAUGGACAAGCGGAUCAGCGAACUGCGGGAGCGGCUUUACGGGAAGAAGCUUCAGCUGAGCCGCGUGAACGGCACGUCGUCGCCUCAGUCACCCCUGAGCGCGCCCGGCAGGGUGGCGGCAGUGGGGCCGUAUAUCCAGGUGCCCAGCACCAGCAGCUGCCCUGCGCCCGGAGACCUGGCGAAGCCCCAGUCCCUCACCGGCGCCUCGAGUGCUGCCCACGGAAGGUCCAAAUCCGUCAAUGAUGGAAACUGGCCAACCUUAAAACAGAAUUCUAGCUCUUCGGUGAGACCGCCGCAGAUCGCCAGCGUGGACUGGAAGGACACGAGUGCUGAGGGGCCGCUCAAGCAGGGGCCCGUCUCGAGCCAGCCCAUGCCCCUGUCAGCCCUGAGUGCUCCGGAGAAGCUGGGCAUGGAGACCGGCAAAGUGCCGCCCCCUCUGCCUGGUGUAAGCAAGCCGCUGCCCCCAAGCUAUGGGACGUACCCAAGUCCUGCCCCUGUGGGCCCGGGCUCGACCAACUCCCUGGAGAGGAGGAAGGAGGGCAGCUUGCCCAGGCCCAGCGCAGGCCUUCCCGGUCGGCAGAAGCCCGCCCCGCUGCCCUCUGCGGGCGGCCCGCACCAGCCGGGCUCCUCACAGCAGAUUCAGCAGAGGAUUUCUGUGCCCCCAAGUCCCACAUACCCGCCUGCAGGGCUGCCUGCGUUUCCAGCCGGAGAUGGCAAACCCGAACUCCCGCUGACUGUGGCCAUUAGGCCCUUCCUGGCUGAUAAAGGGUCGAGGCCACAGUCCCCCAGGAAAGGACCCCAGACGGUGAAUUCAAGUUCCAUAUACUCCAUGUACCUCCAGCAAGCCACACCACCUAAGAAUUACCAGCCAGCAGCGCACAGCACCGUGAAUAAGUCGGUUAAAGCAGUAUACGGGAAGCCGGUUCUGCCGUCGGGCUCCACGUCCCCGUCCCCGCUGCCCUUCCUCCAUGGCUCGCUGGCCCCGGGUGCUGCACAGCCCCCGCCUCCCGGGGAGAGCACCGAGAAGGAGCCAGAGCCUGAAAGCCCUGCGCCGCCUGGGGACGGGGCCGUGGAGAGCCUGCCGCGGCCGCUCAGCCCCACCAAGCUUACGCCCAUCGUGCACUCGCCGCUGCGCUACCAGAGCGACGCCGACCUGGAGGCCCUGCGCAGGAAGCUGGCCAACGCACCGCGGCCCCUGAAGAAGCGCAGCUCCAUCACAGAGCCCGAGGGUCCUGCUGGGCCCAACAUCCAGAAGCUGCUGUACCAGCGCUUCAACACGCUGGCUGGCGGCAUGGAGGGCACCCCCUUCUACCAGCCCAGCCCCUCGCAGGACUUCCUGGGCUCCUUGGCUGAUGUGGACAAUGGGAAUGCCACUGCCAACGGGAACCUGGGCGAGGCCGGCCCCGCCCCGCCCACCGCCCCGCUCCCCGUAGAGGCCCCUCCAGCCUCCGACGCCAACGACAACCGGCUCCCUUCCCCUGAACCCGAGGGCCUGCUCUGUCCUCCGAACACCCGCCAGAUGGCUGAGCCGGCUGAGGAUGACAACAACAACGUGGCCACAGCCCCGUGCACCGAGCAGGUCCCCAGCCCUGGGGCUGAGGCCCCCUCUCCAGGGGAGGAGCAGGCGCCCCCAGCUGUGCCACUGUCCUCGGCCUCUACGAGCAAGCGGACCAACCUGAAGAAGCCCAACUCAGAACGGACGGGGCAUGGCUUGCGGGUCCGCUUCAACCCGCUGGCACUGCUCCUGGACGCAUCUCUGGAGGGCGAGUUCGACCUGGUGCAGAGGGUCAUCUACGAGGUGGAGGACCCCAGCAAGCCCAACGACGAGGGCAUCACCCCCCUGCACAACGCCGUCUGCGCCGGCCACCACCACAUUGUGCGGUUCCUGCUGGACUUCGGGGUCAACGUGAACGCCGCCGACAGUGACGGCUGGACGCCCCUGCACUGUGCCGCCUCUUGCAACAGCGUCCACCUCUGCAAGCAGCUGGUGGAGAGCGGCGCUGCCAUCUUUGCCUCCACCAUCAGCGACAUCGAGACGGCGGCGGACAAGUGCGAGGAGAUGGAGGAGGGCUACAUCCAGUGCUCCCAGUUUCUAUACGGCGUGCAGGAGAAGCUGGGCGUGAUGAACAAAGGGGUGGUGUACGCCCUGUGGGCCUACGAGGCCCAGAACAGUGACGAGCUGUCCUUCCGAGAAGGGGACGCGCUCACCAUUCUGCGGCGCAAGGACGAGGUCGAGACCGACUGGUGGUGGGCUCGCCUCGGGGACCGGGAGGGCUACGUGCCCAGGAACCUGCUGGGGUUGUAUCCGCGGAUCAAACCCCGACAGCGGACGCUGGCCUGAGCGCCCCCUGCAGCACCGCACAGGUUCGCCGGCGGCGGGGAGCGGCUCGGGCUGACUCGGCCAUCUCCCGGAAGUGGACGCUGGACGCAGCUUCAGGGGCUCCCGCAGCAGACCGUUUCCGCGGUGUGAGGGCCCCCGGGUGAGGGUCUGCCCUCGGCUCAGAGAGAGGCCUUCACCUCCAAGGAGACUGAAUUUUGCUAAUUACUGUAAAUCCAAAUAAAUACCCAGCUUUCUAAACCACCACCCUUGUUGCCAAUAAGAAGCCCUGUCGUUGAACCCCGAUCGGUUGCUGAUGAAGACGAUGCUCUUAUGGACCCAAGGCCCCCGCCCCCGGUAUCGCCCCAGCCCCCCCAGAGAGCCUGCCAGCUGUGAGGUGCGCCCCUCGCUGGAGCCCCGCCCUCCCGUCCCCCGGAAGUCAGAAGCCCGGCGCCAUCCUCGCGUGCAUUUCUUUUCUCACCAAAGGAGCCCUGUGUGGAGGCCUGUCUAGCGGGGGGGGUCUGAGGUGUGGGCUCCUUUCCGGUUCCAGGCCUCGGUCUAGGUCACCAACAGGCCACAGGCACAAGGAACCUUAGGACCAAGUGACACCACCGGGUCAGAAGUUCCAACACGGCGCCGCCUUCCUGCAGCCUCCCGAUGCCCCAGCGCCCUUGCCGUUCCCGGCACUGAAGGCCUGGGUGGGGGGCGGGUGGAUGGGAGACGCCCGCCAGUGCGUCUCGGGGCAGGGCCCAGACUCCCCGGUCCCUCUGCCCCGGUUCCAGGCUUACAGUGAGGCGCUUCCCCGAGAUUUGAACUGUACGUACAGGCUUUUAUAUACCAAAAGUAUUUUUUGACUAAACCACUCGAAACUAUCAGAACCAUGUUGGAAAUGUUUUUUUUUUCUCAUUAAAGUCCAGGCCCUGAGCUUUAUUUUCCA